AAUAUAACAAAAAUGACCAAGCCGAGAAUACUCCGCUCAAACAUACCGGUGGUAGACGUGUCUGAGCGAAGUGUUGGCGAAUAUAUUUGGAAUAAACUGAGCCAGCUUGAAGAAAAGUCAAUAUGUUUGAUUAACGCCGAGUCGAACGAGCAGUUGACUAUCGGUGCUCUGAAGCACAGGUGCCAAGCGGUGGCCACAGCACUACUAGCGCACGGUAUAGCCCGUACGGAUCGACUCGCUUUCUACGGCCAAAACACAAUACCACACGUUGUGCUGCGAUUGGCCACCAAAUUGCUGGGCCUACCGGUGUGUCCGCUCAGUCCCACGUUUGAAGCCUAUGAAGUGGACCAGGAGUGUCAGUCCAUCGGUGUAACCGUGGCCGUUUGCUCAGCAAGCCACUUGCAUAAAUUCAGCCGGCUACUUCAAUCCGAUUACAAACAUAACAUUAGGCUAGUGGUGGUGUUCGACGGCCAUCACGACUGUCACAUGACAUACGAUCAGCUACUUGUUGAGGGCGGCGAUCGGGCUCUGACUAAAGUGCCCCACUUUCCCGUUAACCCCGAUGUGGACCCCGUUAUACUCAUACACACGUCGGGCAGCACAGGGAGACCCAAGUGUGUGAUGCUUAAGCACAAAUCAAUUCUUGCAUUACUUAGUGAGCGUGGUCACUUUCUCGACCCGGGAACCGGUACUGAUCACGUGAUCGGCGCCCCGUACCCAAUGGGUCACAUUAGCGGCACAUCUAUUAUACCACUGCAACUAUGUCUGGGCGCUCGGGUAGUGAUUUACCCCGAUUUUGACGUUGAGUUGUUGUUUAGAUCCAUCGAGCGCUAUAAAAUCAAUUUUUUGCCAACAUUCCCCUCGUUUGGCCGCAAAUUGGUGGAGGGUGAUUUGUGCGAUAAAUAUGAUUUAUCGAGUUUACGCCUCGUUAACACCGGUGGCUCCCCAUUAGCUGCCAGUAUAUCGUUGGCUAUUAUUGAUAAAUACGGCGUUGUGUUUCGUGAAGGCUAUGGCAUGACUGAGUACCUAUUCAUAGUGCGGGGCACCGACGUUGAUCAACCAUUCAUACCGGGCAGUUGCGGUCCGGUAUCGCCGGGGACCGAGGUGAAAAUUGUAGACAUUACUACCGGUGCGAUGUUAGGGCCCGACACAGAUGGUGAAAUAUGUGUCCGGGGCAACAAAAUGUUUGCCGGGUAUCUAAACAACGAGAAAGCCUAUCGCGAGGCGUUUGACGGCGAGGGCUGGUAUAGGACGGGCGAUAUUGGCCGCUACGACGACCGGGAAAAUAUAUACAUUACGGACCGACUCAAAGAAGUGAUACGUAUAGGCAUUGGUAAUACAUAUAUAAAUAUAUCGCCCGUAGAGAUCGAGUCCUAUUUACUGACCCACCCGGCCGUCGAGGAGACAGCUGUGGUGGGCGUGAAUAACAAGGCCGGCACUCACUGGCCCCGGGCUUAUGUAAUGCUCAAACAUGGUUGUCAUGCGUCCGCUGUAGAGAUUGAAAAUUUUGUUUCUGAUACGUUGGCGCAAACAAAACAUUUAAAAGGCGGCGUGGUAUUUGUGGACUCAAUCAAGCGUAUUGGUAUGGGCAAGGUGGAUAGGAAAUAUUACCGGGCACUUGUUAGCGACGAAAUUAUUAAUUAAUUUGUUUUAUUUUAUUUUAACAAGUGUGGUAAUAUUUUAAUUUUUAAAACAAUCUUA
Molecule: messenger RNA, 1701 nt
Organism: Medioppia subpectinata
Lineage: Eukaryota; Metazoa; Arthropoda; Arachnida; Sarcoptiformes; Oppiidae
Source: the annotation of a GenBank genome assembly